AUGCUAGACGGAAGCGAUGUCAUUGGAGCCAGAGUAGAUGUUGAUGGUCAGCUUGGCACAAUUCGCUUCCACGGAGCCAUACCAUCAACAUCUGGAACAUCAUCAACCAUUUGGUAUGGCAUAGAAUGGGACGAUCCAUCUCGCGGAAAGCACUCUGGAAACCAUAACGGCAUACAAUAUUUCACAACUACGAGCCCGAACUCGGCAUCAUUCAUAAAACCAUCGCCCAAAAUCAAGUUUGGUCGCCCCUUCCUCGAAGCAGUUACAUCCAAGUACAUUAUAGAUGAGACCAACAUUGAGAUGGGUGGAUGGGGUGGCAAGACGGUUGAAGCUAUUGGAUUCGAUAAAGUGAAGCGCAAGAUGAAGACUUUGGGGCAUUUGCAUGAGAUUAAUGUUGCUGCGCUGCAGAUAUGUAGGGUGAAUGGUGGUGGCGAUACCGCUGAAUCGCUUGAUAUGAUACGAGAAGCAUGUGUGAGUCUUGAAGAGCUGGAUUUGUCACGGAAUUUGUUUAAGGGUGUGUCGGAUGUGGGGUACUUGACGCAGUGUAUGCCUAAACUGGAGAUUCUGAGGCUGGGGUAUUGUAGACUGGAACUGGAUUUAGAUAGGAUACCGAAUAGUGCGUUUGGAAAUAUUAAGGUGCUCGUUUUGAAUGGAAUUAAUUGGGGGUGGAAGGAUGUUGUGUCAAUGGGUCCGUAUCUGCCAUGUUUGGAGGACUUGUCGUUUGGAUUUCAGGAUGGAAUGUGCGCUACCCUCGGUGGCAGUAAUUUUAGCAACGGCCGUCAUGGUUUCUUUCCAACUCUACGAAGCCUGAAUCUGGAAUCUAAUGGAAUACACGACUGGCAGGAUGUAUCCGCCUCGCUCUCACAGAUACCAAACCUCGAAUCUCUAGUAUUAACCAAUAAUCCCAUCGAGAAUAUAAUUAUACACCCAGACACAUUCAAGACACUCAAAUCCAUAACGCUGUCAGCCACAACUAUAUCAUCAUGGAAAUCACUCGACACUCUAAACACGCUACCGAAUCUAGUAGACCUACGUAUCCGUCGAAUCCCAUUACUGGACUCCGUAAAACAAUACGUCCAACGAACCAUGUUAAUAGCACGCAUAUCUAGUCUCACCGUACUCAACGGAUCAGCCAUCUCAUCCAAAGAACGUAAAGAAGCUGAAUUGUAUUACGUCAAUCAAGUAUGUCUUUCCGAUAUGCAAGACCCGAGCUUUAACGACUUGCAUCCUCGCUAUGAGGUCUUGAUCAAAGAGUAUGAUAUAACAAGACCGAAUCCAGCAACUAUUAAGCCUGCCUCGUCAACACUUAAAGAUCGAUUGAUUCAAGUGAAAUUGGUGAAUAUGACUAAUAGUAAAGCAGUUGAGAAACGAAUACCGGGGACUAUGAUGAUGCGGAAUUUUAGGUCUUUGGUUGCUAAGGUUGUUGGAUGUGCGUUGAUGAGUAUGACGUUGAAGGUUGUUGGGCAGGAUGGACGGGUUGUUGAUAUGGAUGAUGAGUUGAGGGAGGUGGCGUUUUAUGGGGUGGAGAAUGGGGAUACGAUUCAAGUAGGUGUGGUGUAA
This is a messenger RNA of Synchytrium microbalum, 1560 nucleotides long. RefSeq lists its product as uncharacterized. Bases 1 to 1560 code for a protein of 519 amino acids. The transcript is spliced from 2 exons. The record is from RefSeq and is a predicted model, not a curated record. Gene Ontology annotation, biological process: protein folding. NCBI's taxonomy places the organism in Eukaryota, Fungi, Chytridiomycota, Chytridiomycetes, Synchytriales, Synchytriaceae. Gene Ontology annotation, molecular function: alpha-tubulin binding.